AUGAAUUUCAAGUUGAUCGCUGCUGCUCUUUAUUUGAGCAUAAAAGAAGUAUCUGAUAAUUGGAAGUCGAAUGGAGGUGUCUCGGGGUUCUCUUUAAAGUUCUUAGUGAGAAAAGCUAAAGAAGAAUUUGAGAAAAAGGACUGGAAUGCGUAUAAUGCAUUGCUUGCUGUGGCCAUUUAUGGGAUUGUGAUGUUCCCGAAUGUUCCCAAUUUUGUAGACUCGGCUGCAGUGCACAUCUUCAUGGGAAAAAAUCCUGUUCCUACAUUAUUGGCCGAUACUUAUUAUGCCGUUCAUUCCCGAUAUGAGAAAAGUGGUGGUGCCAUCACUUGUUGCCUUCAGUUGUUGUUCAUUUGGUUCCUCUCUUUGUUGCCCAGCAAAGGACCUUUUGUGAAGACAAGAGAUACACUCAAGUGGACCCACAGGAUUAUGUCACUUACUUCCUACGAUAUUCAGUGGCAAAGGUACCGAAUCAAUGUUUCCGAGGACAAAUCGGCGGAUCAUUUGAUAGCAGAGACGGUCUACUUUGAGAAGGGGUCGGAUCCAGAGAAAUUGGAGAGGAUAAUUGUGGCUUGGAAGAAGAUCCGUAAGCAUUAUGGAGCCCAUUUAGGAAAGAAAGAAUCGCUUGCUCUGACACCGUAUGUUAAGUGGAUUGAAAAGCGGGUCGGAAAUUUGUUGCUGCCAUACGACAGAGUUGCACCACUUCAAAAGCAACCUCCUUUGAUUCUAUUUGAAUUUGUACCGACAGAGCUUUACAAGAAUGCUUUGGCUACUAACUACAGGUUGCAUGAAAGAGAGCAAGAGACCAAUUUGAAGUUCUUUGAAGAGAGAGAUGCGAAGAUGAGGUUGAUGCACCAGCUCAAGCAAGUCGAAGGUGCGAGUUCAAGUCAGGCAAGUGUCCAGAGGCGUCCUUACGAGUUGCUAGAGGAAGAUUUGUAUCACAAGCAGCAAGAGUGUCUACAGUUGCAGAGAUCAGAGAAUAGUCUCAAGAGGCAGAAGCGGGAUUUAGAUAAACAGAUAGCGGAAGAGAAGGCUAAGUCUGCUCGACUUGAAGAAGAAUUGACAAGACUCCGAGCCUAG
Messenger RNA from Vicia villosa (hairy vetch), 1077 nucleotides. RefSeq lists its product as uncharacterized. The transcript has 2 exons. NCBI's taxonomy places the organism in Eukaryota, Viridiplantae, Streptophyta, Magnoliopsida, Fabales, Fabaceae. The record is from RefSeq and is a predicted model, not a curated record. Bases 1 to 1077 code for a protein of 358 amino acids.